This is a messenger RNA of Malania oleifera, 2876 nucleotides long. Its product is annotated as serine/threonine-protein kinase WNK8-like. The record is from RefSeq and is a predicted model, not a curated record. Gene Ontology annotation, cellular component: cytoplasm. Lineage: Eukaryota; Viridiplantae; Streptophyta; Magnoliopsida; Santalales; Ximeniaceae. The coding region runs from base 699 to 2669 and encodes 656 amino acids. Gene Ontology annotation, biological process: protein phosphorylation; intracellular signal transduction. The transcript is spliced from 7 exons. Gene Ontology annotation, molecular function: ATP binding; protein serine/threonine kinase activity.
GAAAUUAAGAAAGAUUUCGUAAGUGGGUCCCACUUCCAUCAGAGAGAUCUUCCUAGGUUGGGCGAUUUAUAAAAGGGAGGGGAGGAGUGAACAAAAUGUAUUGAUAGGAACAGUUUGAAUGGGCCGUACAACUGUUUGAUAAUCCGCAGAAACAUCUCAUCCAAUGCAUCCCUCAAGGACACGGCGCUGGCGCAGCAAAGCGAAGGAAGGGUCUUUUUCUGUCCAUUAGGGUUUUCGCUUUCAUCCCUUUUUUUCUCUCUCUCUCUUUUGAUUCUGGUUCUGGGUAAUGGAGUCUAGGGGUUUAAUCGAGCCGCGCAUCGCGGGAUUUCUUUAGGGUUUUGCAUUUUGGUCCAAGAUCGUGAGGUCGACAAACGAUGCUGAUAGAGAUAUGAAAGAAUCUGGGUUCUGUGUGAGGUUGGGAAAGAAAUUAUUUUUUUCUACAAUGGAGGGUUCGGAUGUGGAUAUGGACUUCGAUUCAUCCGAUGCGAGUAUUGUCGGAUGCCGAUUCCGCUUUCGAUCGGCAUUCGAUUCGUAUUCCGUUGCUAGUGAGGCAUUUUCUGAACAUCUUCUUCUCCUGAUUCCGAUUGGGUUCAUCCGCGGUCGGCUUUGAUAGGUUUGAAUUUUGAAAUUCUUAUUCUUCUUCUUCUUCUCUCUGUGUUUUUUCUUGGGUUGUUUCUUCGAUCUUCUUCGUCGUGGCAAUGGAUUCGGGGAAUGAAAAGGUUGGGAAAUCGGAGUCCGAGGAGGCUCAGUAUGUGGAGAAGGAUCCUGCGAGUCGAUACAUUCGGUAUGAUGAAAUCCUGGGAAGGGGAGCAUUCAAGACUGUAUAUAAGGCAUUUGAUGAAGUUGAUGGAAUAGAGGUUGCGUGGAACCGAAUUAAAAUUGAUGAUGUAUUGCAAUCACCUGAACAGCUGGAAAGAUUAUAUUCAGAGGUUCAUCUGCUGAAGUCACUGAAACAUGAAAACAUCAUCAAGUUAUAUUACUCGUGGGUGGAUGAUAAGAAGAGAACUAUUAAUAUGAUUACUGAAUUAUUCACUUCUGGGAGUUUGAGGCAGUACCGGAAGAAGCACAAGAAUGUUGAUAUAAAGGCCAUCAAGAACUGGGCGAGGCAGAUAUUACGAGGUUUACACUAUCUUCACAGUCACAAUCCGCCCAUUAUUCACAGAGAUUUAAAAUGUGACAAUAUUUUUGUCAAUGGAAAUAAUGGAGAAGUUAAAAUAGGAGAUCUUGGGCUGGCUACCGUCAUGCAGCAGCCUACUGCCCGAAGUGUUAUAGGCACUCCCGAGUUUAUGGCUCCAGAGCUCUAUGAAGAGGAAUAUAAUGAACUCAUUGACAUAUAUUCUUUUGGCAUGUGCAUUCUAGAGGUGGUUACUUGUGAAUACCCAUAUAGUGAAUGCAAAAACCCUGCACAAAUAUAUAAGAAGGUCACAACUGGCAUAAAGCCAGCUUCCCUUGGUAAAGUGAAGGACCCUCAUGUCAAGCAGUUCAUAGAGAAGUGUCUGGUUCCAGCAUCUAUGAGAUUACCUGCAAUAGAGCUUUUGAAUGAUCCAUUCUUUUCAUCUGAAAAUUCGAAGGAGCUGAUCUGUGACCCUGUGCAGUUGUCCAAUCCAGUGCCCAAAGUAACAAAUUUGCCAAAGCACGAAUCUCUUUCCAUGGACAUAGAUCCUAGCUGCAGGAAAGUUUCAGGUAGCACUUGUACAAGAAGUAUCAAUCAAACUCCUCAUUGUUCAACUUUAGAAUUUCAGAGGUUCAAUGAGAAUAACGAAUUCAAGAUAAAAGGGGAGAAAAUUGAUGAUAAUUCAAUUUCAUUAACUUUGCGCAUCACUGAUGUGUGUGGUCGAGCAAGGAAUAUUCAUUUUACGUUUUAUCUUGAUGCUGAUACUGCACUUUCAAUUGCUGCUGAGAUGGUUGAACAGCUUGAUUUGUUAAAUGAAGAUGUGGCUUUCAUAGCGGAGUUAAUUGAUGAGUUGAUAAUGGGACUUGUACCCUGCUGGAAACCUUUGCCUGAAAAAUUUUAUCAUGGAGAAAAAGGUUCGUGCAAUGGUUCUUUGCCUCCCAAUGAGGGAACCUCGUUGAGAUGUCCUUGGAAUAUGGGGGAUGUUGGGCAUUCUUCCAACACAGUUGAUAGGAAACAUGAUUUUUCACAGUUGACUAAUUUGGGGGAUCAACAUGCUCAAGGGUUAGUAGUUUCAGAAAUUUCUGCUGAUUAUGGAGCUUUGUUCGGCUCAAAUGAAUAUAAAGAGAAGAAAGUUUUAGACUGCAAUACUGUUGACUGUUAUAAAUGUUCAAAUGGGUAUAGUUUUGAUUUAAAUAUGGAGACUAAUAAUGAUCACUUUAGCUGUAAAGAGAGAGGUUGUGAGGGUAAUGCUGGUGAAUUUGUGAGAGGAGAUGGAGGUAAUGUUGGGGAACUCGUAAUGAUGAAUGGAUUUACUAGCAACUCAGAGGGUUCCUAUAUUGAUUCGUGCAGUGGCAUGUCUAAUGACUUGAGCUUGUCGAGCCUGUGUUCUUCCUUAUCACUUGCAGACAAAGAUCAAUAUGAUGAGCUAAAGCUGGAGCUCGAUGCAAUUGAUGCACAGUAUCACCAUUGCUUUCGAGAACUCCUGAGGAUGAGGAAGGAUGCAUUGGAAAAUGCCAAGAAGAAGUGGGUAACAAGGAAGAUGUCUUUUGCUUGAUAUAAUUUUUUUUUCUUUUUUAUGUAGAAAAAUCUUGUUCUGCAGGCUACAGAAGUCGCUACUACCUAAGAUUCUGUGUCUAUAAUGGAUCUUUUUUUUGGGGGGUGUGGUUUUCAGUAUAAUGGAAUGCCAAUUGUUUGGUUACCUCUCUUUAAGCAUGCUGUGAUGAUCAGGGUAUAUGUUGGGGAAUAAAAAUUUGUUUCUUAA